AUGGGAGAUAGCGUUGAUAACUACAUAAAUGCCACUGAAUCAGACAUCAUGAUUAAACGACAAAUUAUUAGAGCCGAAUUUUAUAACACUUACGACGUGAUGACUGGAAUUAGGAUUGCAUCCACUUUAGGAGGAUUUUUUUUAAUGAUGGUUCUAUUAGUAUUGUACAAGAGUAAAUGUAAAACUCGUUCACUUUCUGACCAACAUCUCGAGGCGGUCAUCAAAGCGGCUGUGGACCAAGAAGAACAACUGGCUGCUUUGGCUAAAAGAAGUUCUAGCUCAAGCUAUUGCUCUGGCCAUGGUCUUUGUAGAUGUUCUCCGAGAUAUAGUAUGACAGAGAACACUGUUGCAGAGUGUAAUAAUUGGAACCGUAAAGCUAAGACCUAUCUUUCAGAAACUCAAUAUCAUCAUCCAUAUUCGGCUUUAACUCAAACCAGCAACAAAUUUAUGAAAUCAUCAGUACUAGAAUACUCUUUCGAAGAGGACGAAGACGAUGACAUGGAUAACGAUGAUAUUGAGGAAGUAUCUAACAAUGGUUACCGUGUGGCCAAAUGGCUAGAAGUACCAUGUAACCAGAAGUGGAUUCCAAGAGGAAAUAGCGCCAUAACGGUCAGUAGCAACGAUACGAGUUACUUGGAAGCUAGAGGAUCAUCGUUGAUUAUUGGACAGCCUCCAUCUCCGUUGAACCACCCACCGCCCGCCGGUUACCCGCCGUGGGAGUUCUAUUAUCCCAUUGACAUACAAGUGAUCCAGCCUACGCCGUGCAUGUCACCGAGCGGCGGCAGCCAGGAAAGUUUCUCGGACGUGCCUAGGCACACCGAACAGCUGUUGCCAUCCGCGUCCGAGCGGUUCCGGAAACCACCGCAGCCGCCGCGGAAGACGGCGUCGUCGUCGACGGCGGCGCCCAUCGCGUGCAUCCGGACGUCAUGCAGCAGCUGCAGCGACGACGCCGCUUCCACCGCCACCACCGUCAACUCGUCCGUGUUCGCCGACGAAUGUUGCUGCGCGACGGCGUCGUCGUCACCACCGCCACAGUUACCGCUGACCGACGGCGGCGGCGCGUCGUCAGCGUCGCCGCUUACCACCGCCGCUGCAGGAUCAGCCACCAAAGCAUCUUGCGGGAGGCGAUACUCACCGCCGCCGCCGACCACUAACCGCGGUAACGGUGGUACGCAUCGGGUCGACGACGAUCGCGCCGCGCCUACAACAGUCGGAGGUGCCGCGGUAUCUGCGGUCAGGUCUUAUCACGAUUUCAACCGCAGGCCGCCGCAACCGACGGCCACAGUCGGUCGGAACGUGAUCGUAGUCCAGGCGGACGUCAACCCCGUGGCCGACUCGAUCGUCAACGCCAACUCAUUAUCAGGGUCUUUACGCGCGCUGUACGACGCGUCUAAAGAAACAUUGUUCUAG
This is a messenger RNA of Macrosiphum euphorbiae (potato aphid), 1410 nucleotides long. The record is from the annotation of a GenBank genome assembly. NCBI's taxonomy places the organism in Eukaryota, Metazoa, Arthropoda, Insecta, Hemiptera, Aphididae.